GAGCAGCCGGGGAAGCCUCGGGGAGUCGCUGAGCCGCUGCGGGGAUGAAGGACCGGCUGGCCGACUUGGCAGAGUGUAAAGGAAAUGAAGAUGGGGAGACAGUUGUUGUUGAAAAAGACCAUUUUAUGGAUGACUUCUUCCAACAGGUUGAGGAACUUAGAAAUAAUAUAGCAAAAAUAGCACAAAAUGUGGAAGAAGUGAAGAAGCAGCACAGCAUUAUCCUGUCAGCACCAAAUCCUGAAGGAAGAACAAAGGAAGAACUUGAAGAAUUAAAUGAGGAAAUAAAGAGGAUUGCUAAUAAAAUCCGAGCCAGGUUAAAGGCUAUUGAACAGAGUUUUGAUCAGGGUGAAAAUGCUAAUCGGACAUCAGUGGACCUCAGGAUAAGAAAAACACAGCACUCUGUAUUAGCUCACAAGUUUGUGGAGGUCAUGACGGAAUACAACGAGACCCAAACUCUUUUUCGAGAACGCAGCAAAGGUCGGAUACAGAGACAAUUAGAGAUAACUGGAAAGACCACCACUGAUGAGGAACUGGAAGAAAUGUUAGAGAGUGGUAAUCCUUCAAUUUUCACUUCUGAUAUUAUAUCAGACUCUCAAAUAACUAGGCAAGCUCUGAAUGAAAUUGAGUCACGUCACAAGGAUAUUAUGAAACUGGAAUCUAGCAUACGGGAACUACAUGAAAUGUUUAUGGACAUGGCAAUGUUUGUUGAGACUCAGGGUGAAAUGAUCAACAACAUAGAAAAGAACGUGAUGAAUGCAUCAGAUUACGUGGAACAUGCAAAAGAAGAGACAAAAAAGGCAGUUAAAUAUCAAAGUAAAGCAAGAAGGAAAAUGUGGAUAAUUAUCAUUGUAUCAUUGGUGUUGAUUGCCAUAAUUGAAAUUGAUGUUCAUAAUUAUAUGUGUAACUGUAUUGCUUCUGAUACUUGGAAUUAUCCUAGCAACAACACUGUCAUAGCAAGCACAUUCUAAGACUUACGAACCUUCAGAAACUCCAAAAUACAUCUUGAGUAAAACCAAGCCUUUUUUAAUAAAUGAUGCCUUACACUGUUCCAUGAUGAUGACCUAUUACUAAUGGUUAAAAAUGAAAACAAAAUCACUCUUAAUGUUUACUCAUAAAUGAUGAUCAGAAUGUAUUAGGAUAUGUAUGGAUUUGCAUCGUAAACUAUACAUUUGUAAGACUGAAACUUGCUCUUAAUUGUUUUGAACUAAAGUAACUUAGGAUUUUUUUCAUAUCUCAGUGUUACAAAGAGUUUAAAUAGGGAGUUGAGAGACUGUUGAGUUUUGACUGUUUGCCUUUUUUCCUAUCGCUAAUAUAAUUCUAAUCACGAAUUUUAGUACCUUACCAGUGCUGCUUUUGUUAGCACUCUUGUGAACAUUUUUGAGAUGUAGCCAUGUCUUUGUGUAUUAAUUAUUUAGUCACCUUAACCUAUCGAAGCUUUAUACUUAAAAAUUUUUUCUCCAACAAGUGCUAAAGUGUUUUAUCCUGAAAAGAGUACUUAUUUAACUGUCUGCCUAUUGCAUUACACUUGAGAAGAAAAAAAAAAAAGCUUUUUUACACUUCCCAGAUUUUUUAUUUUUUUCUUUCAAUGUGACUAAGGUUAAUUGCUUUAAAUAUUUCCUUGCCUUUAUAAUAAAAAGUUAGUUGCAACAUUUCUGGUAAAAGAAUGCAAUAAUGAAGCACGCUGAAUUUGAGCAGAUAAUUUUACAAAUAAUCCUUGUGCAAAGGAAACUGAUGGAUCAGUUUAGCCUUAUUGUUCAUAUGAAUACAACAAAAAUCACACUUUUUCUCUCUCUCACUUUUUCUCUAUAAAGCCAAGUCAGGAUUUCUUAUUCAGAAGCUUGCUAAUGUUGAUGUGUGAAUAUAGCACAUAGGGAUAAACUCCCUCAGAAAAGUCUGAAACAUAAGGCAAACUAAGACACUGAUUUGUUAUGAAACUUGUGUUAUAUAACAUAUAUGAAGUGUUUUAGUAUAUACAUGCCUGUUGUAAUGCUAGCUUGCAAGACUUGAAAGCUUGAAAGACUUCAAAUGUAACCAAAUAACUGCAUUUAAUGUUACAGGUUAUUUUUGUAUUUCGUGUGUAAAAUAUUUGUAACUUGAAUUUUUGACUUCUCAUUGUUUAAGGACUUCCAUGUAGAUAUGUAGAUAUAUUUACACUGUAAGAGAAUUAGAGGAAAGUAUAAUGUGUGCCUUUUUAAACACAGUCUAAAACUACACUUGUCAAUGUUUCCAAAUAUUCAACUAUAAUGUUAACUGCAAUAACUCGGUCCUAAAAGGUUAGAAUCCUUAAACUUAUGUUUUGUUGAAAGUGUCUGAGAUCAAAGUUACUCAGUAAACUAUAAUUCAGUCUGACUUAAUGAACUUCAGCAAAGUUUACAAUUUAUAUUAUGUGUAUGAAUAUUCCUGCUUUGCUGUCCAAAUAUACUGUGAAUGUGCUGGAGCUAUUCAGAUGUCAAACAUGUUUAAAAAAAUUAUUGGUCUUCUUGCAAGUCAGCCAUAAAGAAGUCGCUUGAAAAAUUUUGCCUUCAUUAAUGAACAAAUUUCUUUACCUCUAAGUCCAGAACACUCACUGAUUUAUGUGAGGAAGUUUACAUGCAAAGUAAGGAAAGAUUGGUUGCCUUAGUACUUGUUCUAGGUAAAAUAUAUUUUUAUUCUGUAGUUUUCUAGAUUUUUAUCAGUAAAUAUUAUUUAUACAGAUAGACAAAUUAGAUUGGGGGGGGAAUCAGUUCUGCUGUUUAACAGCUGGUUACCUAAAAUGACCCCCGAAAUCCCAUCAUGUUGAAUUUUAUUUAUAAUACAAUAAUUUGCCCGUCAAGACCAGAAAUUUGGAUAGGAAGCUCCAUACUUUUUACUUGUUGUUAUAUAGCUGCCUCAAUGAGUUUGUUUUAAAAUAAGACUUAUUUUUCACAUGAACUUCUUUGUCCUGUUAAUAUUGGAGAAGAGUAAAUCUCUAACCUAUGCACUAAUAAAUUUAUCUAAGCAA
Gymnogyps californianus (California condor) is the source of this 2980-nucleotide messenger RNA. It is a transcript of the gene STX2, whose product is annotated as syntaxin 2. The coding region runs from base 45 to 968 and encodes 307 amino acids. The transcript has 11 exons. Gene Ontology annotation, cellular component: presynaptic active zone membrane; endomembrane system; plasma membrane. Gene Ontology annotation, molecular function: SNARE binding; SNAP receptor activity. Gene Ontology annotation, biological process: synaptic vesicle fusion to presynaptic active zone membrane; exocytosis; intracellular protein transport. The record is from RefSeq and is a predicted model, not a curated record. NCBI's taxonomy places the organism in Eukaryota, Metazoa, Chordata, Aves, Accipitriformes, Cathartidae.